AUGCUUGGCUGCCUUUGUACGCGCCAGUUUAAUGCGACGUUGCCGCCGUUUGUCGACCCCCUCGCUCGAUUCGCCGACGACCCUAGUUUUGCCUCCGAGCUGCCCGGGCAGCUCACUGUCAAGACGUCUUCCUCAAAGAAGAGAAAGCUUGCCCGGCCGCCCUCAUCCAGGGACCUAGACCCUUCCAGCUCUCCCUCUCCCGACACCGCCUUGCCCUCGUGCGAGCCCGACGACGACCAAGCUCUUUCCUUCUCCGCUCCGUCGGCAGCCUCUGGGCUCAGUACGCCUCUCUACCUCCGCGCCGACUCGCUCCCCGCCUCCAGCCUGCCCCCGCGGCUGCAAACCCAGGCCUCGUCCCUCGUUUCCGCCGAAUACGCCUCCUCAGUGGCCUCGUCCCCCUGUGCCUCGGCCUACGCUGAGCUCUCCCUCGACAGCGACAGAGGAGGUGACGAGGCUGGUCCUGCGCUCAACCAGGCCAGAAGCCAGUCUCCCUUUCGAGUCUCAAGACGGGCGGCCAUUAUGAAUGGCGAUGACGACCUGCCUCGCCGCUCGUCAUCUCCGCUCAAACGACGCGCCUCGGGCAUGGAUUCCGAAACAGACGCUGCUGCCAAGAACGGCGACGUAGACAUGGUCAAGUCUCAGACCACAGAUCGCGGCAAUGAGUCGGUAGACAGCCUCCCUCGCGACAUGAGCGUCGAUGCCACCGAGACGAAUGGCCAUGGCGCCGCCGAAAACGCCUCUUCUCAACCUCCUCCUCCCCUGUCGGAGCAAGUCAAGAUCAUUGAGAUACUGCUCAAGGCCUUUGCGGAAGCUCCAGUCAAAGAAGGCAGCGUGGCAUACUUGGUAUCGCGAUCCUGGAUGAGCCAGGCGCUUGCACUGCGCCCCGAUCCCAAGGCGCCCAAGGCGAGCUCCGCCGAGGUUUCCCUGGGCCCCGUCGACAACUCCGAUAUAAUUGGCGAGGUCAUCAAAGAUCCCAGCGGCACGCGCUUUGUGUGCCUCAAGCCUGGAGCCGGCCUCGAAUCUUUCGAGUUGUUUCCUGACGACGCGUGGAAGCUGGUCAUGGACUGGUAUGGCAUCAAAGACGGCCAAGCCCCGAUUGUUCGCAUUGCCGUCAAUACCGCCGACAGCAAACAAGACCCACCCAACAUCAUGUACGAGUUCCAUCCGCCCGUCUUCCGCGUUUAUCGACUCUGGAGCUCCACCGCCCACGCCCAGACCUUCCUCAAAGAUCUCAAGGCUCUCACAGGCAUCCCCAUGGACCGCAAGGUUCGCCUGUUCACGAUUCCUCCAGAGCUACCGGCAAUCAGCGGUCCCUCCGAGUCACACUCGACUCUCACGCCCCCGGACUCUCCCGGACGGCAAGGACCAAACUCGAACCAUUCCCAGCAUGCGUGGCCAAGUCUCUUGCUGGAUAUUGCAACCUUUUCUCACGUUCGAGACUUGAAAAUCGCGGUUCAGCUGGCGGACCAGACGGCCAACGAAAAAUUCAAUGGCCAAACGACUCUCCAGCACUACCAUCUGACCACCAACCAGACGCUCGUCAUUGACGAGUCCAUUGGCAGCUACUGGGUCAGCAGUUACACCGGCCGAGAAAAGAUUACCGAAAAGUCUAUCCCGUCAAGAAUCAACAUGGCAGCUCUAUCCUCCAAGGCUAACAGCAAUAGGAGCAGCCCGUCUCGUGACGGCCCUCUAACUCGCGGUCGAGCCCAAAAGAAGCGGCUCGGCCGAAACACCGGGGCCGUGGGCUUGCACAACCUUGGAAACACCUGCUACAUGAACUCGGCCCUGCAAUGCGUCCGAAGCGUGGAGGAACUAUCCAAGUACUUCUUAACCGAGUCACACCUCCCCGAGAUCAACGAAACAAACGUUCUGGGCUACGAGGGCAGAGUGGCGGUAGCUUAUGGCAACCUUUUAAGGGAGGUGUACGAUGAAGGGAGAAGCACCGUGAACCCUCGCGAAUUCAAGUCCACAGUUGGCCGAUGUCGCCCCACGUUCUCGGGAUGGGGCCAACAGGACUCUCAGGAGUUUCUCGGCUUCCUCCUCGACGCCCUUCAGGAAGAUCUGAGCCGUAUCAAGAAGAAACCCUACAUUGAGAAGCCCGAUUCCACUGACGACAUGGUCCACAACCCGGAGGCGAUACGGGAAAUGGCCGACAAGGUAUGGGACAUCACUCGCCGGCGGGACGACUCUGUCAUUGCCGAUCUGUUUACCGGAAUGUAUAAAUCGACAUUGAGGUGUCCCGAGUGCGGCAAGAUCAGCAUCACGUUUGAUCCCUUCAACAACUUGACACUGCCCUUACCGAUGGAGGACAUGUGGACCAAGGCAGUCAAAUUCUUUCCGCUCAAUGAUAUCCCCGUUAAGAUCGAGGUGGAACUGCCGAAACACAGCUCAGUCGAACGCCUUAAGCUGUAUAUAUCGGACCGAACUGGUGUCCCCAUAGAGCGAUUGAUGGGAUCCGAGGAGUUCAAGGAUCGGUUCUUUAAAAUGUACGACAACCACCAGGACAUUUCCGAGGAGAUCUCGCAGACGGAUACGCCGACGAUGCAUGAGUUGGAGGCCGUCCCGACGAACUGGCCGUGCAAGACACCGCGAAAAAAGUAUCGAUCCAUGCUGGACGUCGACUCGCCUCUGGAUUCGGUCGAGUCCGACGACGAGCAAUGCGAGAUCAUGGUUAUUCCCGUUCUCCAUCGCCGGCCGCAGCUGCUCGGGCGAGGUUUUGACGGAGUUUCUCCUCCUCACUUCAUCACCUUGAACCGCAAGGAGGCGUCGAGCCUCGACUCGAUACGGCGCAAAGUGCUCGAGAAGGUUGCCACCUUUUCCACGUGGUCCAAGCUCGCCGAUACACCUGACGCGAACGGACACGCGGAUUUUGUGGAUGGUGACAUGGUUCUCACCACAGCCUCGGACGCUGAUUCUUCGGGGGACAGCAAAGUGGCUGCUUGCUCGGUGGAGGGCGAGGAGGACAUGGUCGACAUCACCAUGAGGGACGCGCACGGCAAUCUCGGCGCGCAGUCCAGAGUCCUCAAGCGUUUCAACGCACGCCGCCCCAAGUUUACCAACCCGGACAAUUUCCUCGACCCGGAACUGCAGAACCUCUUUGAGCUCUGCUACUUUAGAAGCGACACGGACGGUACUGUCCCGACGGGGUGGUCCAACGUCGACAACGCAUGUGCGUUGCCAAAGCUAUCCGAUCGCGUCCCUGACCUGAAGGAGGUGGAUCAAGCCAGCCCCGAGAGUCUUGAUAGCACCCUUUCGGGCAACGAGGACAGCAGCAACGAAGACGAGAAACGAUCAGAAACACCCCAGACGCGCAUGACGGAGGAGUCAAGCGAUGAGGAUGCCUCCCCGGCCGCCAGGUUUUCGGCUCGACCAGGGCGACAGCACCCAAAGUUCGGGGCCGGCGGCCGCAAGAAGUUCAAGGGCCACAAGACGUACAGUAAAAAGGGCAAUAAGCGCCGCGACAAGCAGAUGCGGGGCGGCAAAAACCAACAGCGUAUGCCCCCCGCCGUCAGCCCGCAGCCCAUGCCUGCCGCAGUCGCCGACGGCGGGCCGCUGGUCCGCCUCUACGAGGGAAUCACAGUGGACUGGAGCGAAGAGGCUUGGGAGAUGGUCUUUGGCAACACGAGACGCUUCGAUGCUGCCCGAGGCGGGAAAACAUCCAGAGGCAUCACCUUGGAGGAGUGUCUCGACGAGUUUGAGCGGGCAGAGGUCCUGUCGGAGCAGGACAUGUGGUACUGUCCACGGUGCAAGGAGCACCGACGAGCGAGCAAAAAGUUUGACCUGUGGAAGACGCCGGAUAUCCUGGUUGCGCACCUAAAGCGGUUUAGUAGCUCUGGGUGGCGCCGCGACAAGCUGGAUGUGCUGGUCGACUUCCCGAUUGAGAGUCUGGACCUCACCUCGAGAGUGAUUGAAAAGGACGACGGCAAGGUUGAGGUGUACGAUUUGAUUGCCGUCGACGACCACUACGGAGGACUUGGCGGAGGCCACUACACUGCCUACGCCAAGAACUUUGUGGAUGGACGCUGGUACAGUUUCAAUGACUCGUCGGUGCAUGUCGUGUUGGAUCCCACGUCGGUUGUCACGAGUGCCGCCUAUCUGCUCUUUUACCGUCGACGGUCCAGUGCCCCCCUGGGAGGGCCGCGGUUCGCCGAGAUCUUGGACAAGUACGACAAGGAAACGUACGGAUCUGACUACGAGAACGCUGAAUCGGGCGAGGACGGUGGCCAAACGGCCAAGCCUGCCAACGGACAGGACUCGAGGCCCGACGACGAGGAACUGCCGGCCUACGACAAGACGAUCCGUCGAAGCAUAGAGGGCGACGGAGCGGAAGUCUCGAGCACGUGCCAACCUCUGGAGUCAAAGUCUCUGGACAUGACGCAGGGGUGGAACUUUAACGGGCUGGGCUCGCGUGGGGCCGGAGCGUCGACGGGGGGCGAGUGUGGCAGCGACGAUGCCCAGUUCGACUCGUCGGGCGACGAGCGAGGACGGGACUUGGUGGAGCAGGACACCGACAUGGCGUCGAGCGUGACAGUCGAAGACAAGGCCGCGUGGGAGGGCCAGGGCGUGAUUGCGGUGCCGGCGCGGACAGGCAGUGAGGGUGACUCGGACGAGGUGGCCGAAAUUCACUUGGAGGGCGACAAGGCAGGCCGCAGCCAGUGA
This is a messenger RNA of Hirsutella rhossiliensis, 4659 nucleotides long. Its product is annotated as ubiquitin carboxyl-terminal hydrolase domain-containing protein. The transcript has 7 exons. NCBI's taxonomy places the organism in Eukaryota, Fungi, Ascomycota, Sordariomycetes, Hypocreales, Ophiocordycipitaceae. Gene Ontology annotation, biological process: protein deubiquitination. Bases 1 to 4659 code for a protein of 1552 amino acids. The record is from RefSeq and is a predicted model, not a curated record. Gene Ontology annotation, molecular function: cysteine-type deubiquitinase activity.